Lycium barbarum (goji berry) is the source of this 1697-nucleotide messenger RNA. RefSeq names its product patatin-like protein 2. Gene Ontology annotation, molecular function: monoacylglycerol lipase activity; glycerophospholipase activity. Gene Ontology annotation, biological process: lipid metabolic process. The record is from RefSeq and is a predicted model, not a curated record. NCBI's taxonomy places the organism in Eukaryota, Viridiplantae, Streptophyta, Magnoliopsida, Solanales, Solanaceae. Bases 97 to 1320 code for a protein of 407 amino acids. The transcript has 7 exons.
CAUCCAUUAUAUUGAGGGCUAUAAAUGGAUGAAUCGACCUUGCUGACAAUCAAUAGUAUUCCAUCAUAAGUUCAUAACUCUUAAAAUUUAUCAAAAAUGAAGAGUGGAAUAAUGUCAUCAGGUGUUUCAUCCAAGCUGCUCCAGCCUCCAACUUAUGGUAAACAUGUAACAAUUCUGAGCAUCGAUGGAGGUGGCAUUAGGGGAAUUAUUCCUGCAACUGUUCUUGAGUACCUUGAAUCUCAACUCCAGGAAUUGGAUGGUGCGGAUGCGAGACUUGCAGAUUACUUCGACAUAAUUGCAGGAACGAGCACUGGUGGUCUUGUCACGGCUAUGCUAACAGCUCCAAACAAAGAAAAACGGCCUCUAUUUGCUGCUAAAGACAUAAAGCCUUUCUAUCUUGAGCAUGGCCCUAAAAUAUUCCCACAAAACAAAUUGAUGAUUAUGAAGAUGUUGAAACCAAUAAUAGGUCCAAGGUAUGACGGGAAGUAUCUUCACCAAGUCAUACAAGAGAAACUAGGAGAGACUCGUAUGCAUGAGACAUUGACUAAUGUGGUUAUUCCAACUUUUGAUAUCAAGAAUAUGCAACCUACAAUUUUCUCCACUUAUGAGGCCAGAGAAAAUCCAUUAAUGGAUGCUAAGCUUUCAGAUGUAUGCAUCAGUUCAUCUGCUGCUCCAACAUAUCUUCCUGCACAUCAUUUCCGAACCCAAGACAAAGAUGAAAACUUUUACGAGUUCAAUCUUGUUGAUGGUGGAGUCGCAGCUAACAAUCCAGCCCUUGUUGCUACAAAUCAAGUGACCAAACAAAUAAUGACUGGAAAUCCAGAUUUUUUCCCAAUCAAACCCACUGAUUGUGGAAGAUUUUUGGUGAUCUCUAUAGGCACUGGCUCAGCAAAAGUGGAACAAAAAUAUAAUGCUAAAAUUGCAUCCAAAUGGGGUAUCUUGGGAUGGCUCCUUAAUGGAGGUUCAAAUCCAAUUAUGGAUGUUUUUAGUUAUGCCAGUGGUGAUAUGGUUGAUUUGCAUAUUUCAGUUGUUUUCCAAGCUCUUUAUUCUGAGGAGAAUUAUCUACGUAUUCAGGAUGACACGUUAAGUGGAACAGACACCUCUGUUGACAUAACAACCGAAGAGAACAUGGCCAAAUUGGUUGAAAGAGGAGAAACUUUAUUGAAAAAACCAGUUUCAAGGGUAAAUCUGAAGACAGGUCUACUUGAAGAAUGCAAAAAUGCUGGCACAAACGGAGAAACUUUGAAAUGGUUUGCGAAGUUGCUUUCUGAAGAAAAAAGAUUCAGGCACUCCAAAUCACCUGCUGCAAACAAUUUGUAGAGGUGGAAUCGGGAUCUGAAACUUAUGAGUUCUGGAUUUAUAGUCAUUUUGAGUUACUAGAUUUUAAAUUAAUAUUUUAUAAAUAUUAAAUAAAUUUCUUAAAACAAAUACAUGAUUUAAAUUAAAAUUACUGGAUUCUACCAAAUCCGUUUCCUACCAUCUAGCUAUGACGUUGAUCAUUUGUUCAUGGCAGUUGUAAUUCCAUUUAUAUAUUCUAGCUUUUGAUUGCUGGACUAGUGUGAUUGUAUUAAAAUAGUGUUUUAUUGAAAUAUGUAAAAUUAUUUUUACCAUGCUUAGUUAUACAAUUUGUAAGGGCAUAUGUAGACUAGUUGGUCACCGGGGGCGGAUGCAAUUAUGUAGCUGUUGAUUCAUCUGAA